Huiozyma naganishii CBS 8797 is the source of this 1617-nucleotide messenger RNA. It is a transcript of the gene PCM1, whose product is annotated as phosphoacetylglucosamine mutase PCM1. The record is from RefSeq and is a predicted model, not a curated record. NCBI's taxonomy places the organism in Eukaryota, Fungi, Ascomycota, Saccharomycetes, Saccharomycetales, Saccharomycetaceae. Gene Ontology annotation, biological process: UDP-N-acetylglucosamine biosynthetic process; carbohydrate metabolic process. Gene Ontology annotation, molecular function: phosphoacetylglucosamine mutase activity; magnesium ion binding. Bases 1 to 1617 code for a protein of 538 amino acids. The transcript has a single exon.
AUGAGUAGAGAGGCUGUCAGAGCUGUGUUUGAUGCAGUAUGUACGACAAAGGGGUACACGUACACGUACGGGACUGCAGGGUUCCGGGAUAAAGCUGCAGUUCUAGAUACAGUCAUGUUUGCGACAGGGUGUGUUGCCGUGCUGCGGUCGUGGAGGCUCAAUGGGGCACAGGUCGGGGUUAUGGUCACCGCUUCGCAUAACCCACCGGAGGAUAACGGCGUGAAAGUCGUGGACCCUGAAGGUGGGAUGCUGCCCGAACAGUGGGAACCUCUUGCUACGCGGCUUGCCAACCUUGCUGCGAAUGGAACCUUUGAUCAGUGGUGGGAAUACUGGACCUCGCUUGUGGAAGAGGGCAACUACACGGGGGGGGCACGGUUAUGUGUCGGGCACGACACGCGGGAAUCGAGUCCGCGGUUGCUGAAGAAUCUCAUGGAUGCAGCAUUGGCAGUCUCUGGAGGUUCGAUUACUAUCAGCAAACCCUGGAUUACUAAUCACCCACAGUUGCACUACUUGACAAGUCUGCAACGGGACGGCGUGACAGAUGCCGCAGCGUAUAACGACCACUUCCAAGGAUGCUGGCAGAAACUGUUCCCGGAUGGUGUUGUUGCCUGGCCCUUCGACAGAUUGUUCAUCGAUACGGCCAACGGUGUAGGGGCUGUGCAGUUGCAACAGUUCUUUAAAGGGUGGGCCGUGGACCAGAAUAAGUUUAGAUUGUUGAACACAGACUACGGGACACCAGAAAACUUGAACGUAAAAUGUGGCGCCGACUUCGUCAAGACAAACCACAGACUACCAAGCGAAGUCCCCGAUCAGCGAGGCACGAGCGGCGCUCUGCCGGAUCUGUACUGCUCCUUCGACGGUGAUGCGGAUCGGAUCGUGUUCUACUUCGUCAAAAACAAACAGUUCCACCUGCUAGAUGGGGACAAAAUUUCCACCUUGUUUGCCAAAUUCAUCGGUCAGUUGACCGCACGAGCUGGUGCGGAUGAUAAGCUGACCGUCGGUGUCGUCCAGACCGCGUACGCCAACGGGAACUCCACUCGCUACAUUGCAUCAGAACUCGGCAUCCCCUCUGCCUGCACGAAGACGGGAGUCAAGCAUCUCCACCAUGUCGCGAAGACGCAGUACGAUAUUGGGAUAUACUUUGAGGCCAAUGGGCAUGGAACCGUAGUUUUCUCGGACAAGUUCAACGAGGUGGUUGCAGGGGUCGCCAGUACAAAUGACGCAGCAAGUACUUUGUACCAUUUCAGCAAACUGAUCAACCAGACUGUUGGAGACGCUAUAGCGGACAUGCUGGGUGUUCUCGCUGUCCUUAUCAAGCUGCAAUGGACCCCUGAAGUUUGGGGUGCAGAGUAUACAGAUCUUCCUAACCUCCUGACAAAAGUUGUCGUCCCAGACAGGAGCAUUUUCGAAACCACAGAUCAAGAGAGAAGACUCGUUUCACCAGAGGGUCUGCAGGAGAAGAUAGACGCCUGCGUCGGCAGAUUCAAGAGAGCAAGAAGUUUCGUGAGGGCUAGCGGUACGGAGAACGCAGUGCGGAUUUACUGUGAAGCAGAAGAUCCCCAGGAAGUACAAGAACUGUCCAAACAGGUGACAGAAGCAGUUCUAAAUAGCGUUUGA